AUGCCCUUGUUGGGCGAAGAGAGGACGUUACCAACCUUCCCAUGGCGUUCCCGUGGCUUGGUCUCUUCGGGUCUGCCUUUCCCUGCACUGGUCUCCAAACACGUGGAUCGACUGGCCAAAAAGCGCGUCUUCCUCGUGGUGUCGGGAUCGCUGGCUAAGCAUACAGACUGCGUGACAAAGCUGAAGGAUGCGUUGGGAGACAAGCUGGUGGGUAUCAAUGUCGGAUUUCCAAGUCACACACCAUGGACACACGUGCUGAAGUUGGCCGAAGAGAUAAAACAGAGCAACGCAGAUAUCGUGGUCACGUGUGGCGGCGGCUCCAUCACCGACGGCGUCAAGCUCGCCGGGUUGAGUCUGGCGAAUGGCCUUACGUCCCUCCAUGCGCUCGGCGCGAUGAGUGACAAGCUGAAAGCUGCGAUGCUGCACGACAUUGACUACAAAUACGUCACGGACUCGGAUCCUCCAGAUGUGCAUGCUCCGCCUUUCACCAUGAUCAACGUUCCGACCACGCUUUCUGCAGGGGAAUACUCACCCUACGCAGGCGGGAUCGACGCCACGGACGGCGUCAAGAAGAUCUUUGUGCACCAGGGUCUCUUCGCGGACGUGGUGAUUUUGGACCCGGAACUGGCGGCCAAUUCGCCCGAGUGGGUGUGGAUGAGUAGCGGGGUGAGAGCGAUCGACCACUGCGUCGAGUUAUUGGGGAGCCUGAAUCCCGCGAUUGAGGAGGAGACGGACGAGGCGGCGGAGAAGGGGUUGGUUCUGCUGGUAAGAGGGCUUUUGAAGCUGAGAAGGGAGCCACAGGACCUGGAAGCUAGGCUAGAAACGCAGUUUGGAUCGGUUUUGGCCAUGGACGGCCUAUGUAGAGGCGUCCACCUGGGCGCUUCACACGCCAUUGGACACGAACUGGGCACCAUGAACGUCGCACACGGACACACAUCUUGCGUCCUCUGCCCCACGGUUAUGAAAUACAACGCCAGCGUCAACGGGCAUCGUCAACAACGGGCUCUCAACGCCCUCUGGUCCGACCCGUACAUUCGUGAGACGCUCGAGACUCGUUGCAAUUUGACGCAGUCUUCCGCCGACCUCGGGGAUGUUCUCGAUGCGCUUUUUCGCCAGUUCGGUAUGCCGAGGACAUUGAGGGAGGUCGGAGUGGAGGGGCAAGAGAAAUUGACGGACCUGGCGAGAAAGUGCUUGGAAGAUCCGUGGUGUAGGACGAACCCGAUUCCGCUGGUGACCGAGGAGCAGGUGAUGAAGAUUCUGAAGCUUGUCGAGAAAUAA
This is a messenger RNA of Fonsecaea pedrosoi CBS 271.37, 1278 nucleotides long. RefSeq lists its product as uncharacterized. Gene Ontology annotation, molecular function: metal ion binding; alcohol dehydrogenase (NAD+) activity. Lineage: Eukaryota; Fungi; Ascomycota; Eurotiomycetes; Chaetothyriales; Herpotrichiellaceae. Bases 1 to 1278 code for a protein of 425 amino acids. The transcript is spliced from 3 exons. The record is from RefSeq and is a predicted model, not a curated record. Gene Ontology annotation, cellular component: mitochondrion.